UUCGUCGGCUUCGACGCCAUCGCGACGACCGGAGAGGAGGCGAAGAACCCGAAGAAAGCGAUUCCUUUGGCGAUCGUCAUCUCUCUGUCGCUCAUAUUCGCGGCCUAUUUCUCCAUUUCCGCCGUUCAGACACUUAUGCUUCCCUAUUAUCUGCAGAACGACAAGACGACGAAAGGCGCGCCUCUGCCCUUCAUAUUCGAGAGCGUGGGCUGGACGUGGGCCAAAUGGAUCGUCUCCAUCGGCGCGCUCAACGGACUUUCCACCUCUUUGUUGGGCGCCAUGUUUCCGUUGCCGCGCAUUCUCUACGCCAUGGCCUCCGACGGCAUUAUCUUCCGCUUCCUCGCAACGGUCCACAAACGCUCCCAAACGCCGCUCUACUCCACUCUCAUCUCCGGCCUCUUCGCCGCCGCGAUGGCCACUCUCUUCAACAUCACGGAAUUGGCGGACAUGAUGUCCAUCGGUCAGUGCCUGUCCUCCCUUUCCACUCUCACGCAUUCCCCCUUUCAGGCACUCUUCUCGCCUACACUCUCGUCGCCGAAUCCAUUCUUAUCAUUCGCUACUCGCAUGACGUCGACGCCAUUAACGAACGCAAACACGAAGAAGAGCCCGCCGGCCAGUCGGCGGCAGUCGAGCCGAAGUCCACCGUUUGGCGCCAACUGCGAAACGCGGACGCUCUCCAAUCCCCGAACGCCUUCUCCUCUUCGGUCUCCAACGCUCUCAUCGCAGCCAUCAGUCGGUCUCCAAAACUCCAAAACCAAAGACAAUAACUCUCUCUCGCCCUCAGCUCUCCUCCUCUGCGUUCUCGACGCGCAACUCGUGUUUCUCGAGACCCGACUCUUCGCCGCAGAAAUCUGGCCUCUCGCGACCGUCGCUCUCAACGCUGUCCUCAUCGGCGCCGUCGCGCUCGCGCUCUCCCGACAGCCAAUGAUCGCCGAAUCGCGCUCUUUUGAGGUGAGUCUCGCUCUCGACGCUUCCCCACUCACGCCUCCCUCCCCUCAGGUGCCGUGGGUGCCUCUCGUGCCCUUUCUCUCCGUUUUCGUCAACAUUUAUCUGAUGUUCAAACUCUCGCCGCAAACUUGGAUUCGAUUCGCCGUUUGGAUGGCUUUGGGUUUGAAUUUU
This is a messenger RNA of Oppiella nova, 1119 nucleotides long. Lineage: Eukaryota; Metazoa; Arthropoda; Arachnida; Sarcoptiformes; Oppiidae. The record is from the annotation of a GenBank genome assembly.